Caenorhabditis auriculariae is the source of this 1312-nucleotide messenger RNA. Lineage: Eukaryota; Metazoa; Nematoda; Chromadorea; Rhabditida; Rhabditidae. The record is from the annotation of a GenBank genome assembly.
AUGUCGACGGCUGGUCUGCCGUUUCUUCUCGUUAAGUAUCCCAUUUUCUAUGGUUUCCGAUGACUUUCUUGAAGACCUGAAGACAAGGAAUAAGGUUGUAGCUGUAGCACUCUAUGCACUGACGAUGGCGUUAGCCGUAGUUUCUUGCGUUUCGAACGGAGGUCCGCAGCCGAUUGUCGCGUCUCCGACGUCUUCUCGACGCUUCAGUCGCCGAUCCAAUCGCAGUUGUCGCUCCGAGGCUCGCGAAGACGAGGAAAACCACGUCGUCGAAGACUACAACCCCGCACUUUCACCCUGUUGCAUGUCUCGUCUUUCGAGGUUAUUACCUUUUAGAAAUCAAAAUAGCAACGGUUUGCUUGAAAACGCACGAAAAUACGCUUUUAAGAAACAUUACAAUUUAUCUUACCGUCUCUUGAUUUUGAAUAAAUUCAAGCCAUUGUUCUAUUCUAUUCUUCCGACAGUUAUUUCAUUUUGAUUUUCAUUUUGUUUCAGUGGGUCAGAACCUCAAGGGGCAACUCCAAUUAAGUCUAGACAGGUAAUACUUGGAAACAAGGAAAAACAAGAUGCUUUGAAAAAAAUCUCAGAUCAAUUCCGGUAGACUUGACAAAACAGCGAGAGUUACAAAGCCUGAGAAACACGAUAAGGCCGAGAAAAUUGACAAAGCGGACAAAGCUGACAAAGCGGACAAACCCCAGGAAGACAACGUCGCCGCCAAAGCCAUUGACGAUUCUGAGGAGGCCAAGGUGCCAUUCGGAAAGAUACUUUUUGACAAGACGAUUUCAGGAAUUGGAGACUACGGUUGCCAAAAAUCCAGCCCCGAUGGAGUUUAGAACCGCUGGCAUGCUGGCUCUGAUGGAAAGAGCCAAAACGAAAAAAGAGGUUUCCAUAUAAUUCAUUCUUCUUGACGGGGAGGCUCAUUCACGGAAUUUAUCGACGCAUAGCAGCCGAUAUUUUUCGAGCCAUUCAAUUUGCGAUCACUUUCUAGUCAGAAAGAAAUGAGUACAUAUUUUUUUGUUGAUCUCAGAAUUUUGUGAGCCACUACUUCUAAUAUUUUUCUAGAAAAACGAACAACGCGCCAAAGAAAAGGAAAAGCAGAAGAAGGAAGCUGUGAAUCUGCAGCAGCAACAACUGCAGCUCCAACAGCAGCAACAACUCCAACUGCAACAACAACAGCAGCAGCAGCGACAGAUUCAACUCCAGCUGCAAAAAGAAAAGGAGGAACGGGAAGAAAAAGAAAAGAAAAGGGUUUAUUCACAUAUUUUUCAUUCCAAGAUCUAGUUGGUUUGUUUUGCAGAGGCUCAAAUUUUGGUGA